GCGCGGCCGCCGCGUCCCCUGCUUGCCGCUGGCCGCUUCUUCUCGAGAGGUGGCAGUCACUGUUGCUGCUGAGAAACCAGCCCGCAUUUCCACGGCUGGGCGUCUGGUGCGGAGUUGAGACGCUGCGCCUCCUGCUUGGACCCACAUGGCUUGUUACCUGGUCAUCAGUUCGAGACAUCUCAGCAAUGGGCACUACCGGGGCAUUAAAGGAGUCUUCCGAGGGCCCCUCUGCAAGAAUGGAUCUCCCUCUCCGGACUUUCCAGAAAAGGAGAAGUCCACAGCAAAGGCCCUGGAAGAUGUAAAGGCAAACUUUUACUGUGAAUUAUGUGACAAGCAGUAUCACAAGCACCAGGAGUUUGACAAUCAUAUUAAUUCUUACGAUCACGCUCAUAAGCAGAGACUGAAAGAAUUAAAGCAACGGGAAUUUGCUCGAAAUGUAGCUUCCAAGUCAUGGAAAGAUGAGAAGAAACAAGAAAAAGCACUUAAAAGGCUUCACCAGCUGGCUGAGUUAAGGCAACAGUCUGAAUGUGUUUCUGGAAAUGGACCAGCAUACAAAGCUCCCAGGGUAGCCAUAGAAAAGCAACUCCAGCAAGGAAUUUUCCCAGUUAAGAAUGGCAGAAAGGUAUCGUGCAUGAAGAGCACUCUUCUCCUUAAAGGAAAGAAUCUCCCCAGAAGCAUUUCUGAUAAACAGCGGUCCACCAUGCAAAAUCGACACCAGUUACCAAUGGACAGACGUUAUUUAUUCGGAAAUCGGGUACCACAGACAUCUUCAGACCUCAGCAAUGCAAAUCACAGGACAGGAGUAUCAUUUUCUUUUUCCAAAAAAGUACAUCUAAAAUUAGAGUCUUCAGCAUCAGUUUUUAGUGAGAACACAGAAGAAACACACGAUUGUAACAAGUCCCCCAGCUAUAAAGCAAAAGAAACUGCAGAGAAAUGUAAGUGCCGCAGGUUUGCAAGUGAGGACGUACCUCUUACUAAGGAAAAAGAUAUAAACAUCACACCAAGCCAUCUGGAACAUGUUUUACACAAUACCUUUUCCAUCAGCUCUCAAAUCGUGCAAGACAAAAAUGACUCUAUUGAUGAAACACUGGAAGAUUCGAUUGGCAUUCAUGCUUCAUUCUCUAAAUCUAAUAUUCAUCUUUCAGAUGUGGCUUUUACUCCUUGCAGCAGAGAAAAAGAAAUUCGAGGUACACCGAAGAACACUUCAGAAAACUGCAUUAAUCACUCAUGCCAAGCAAAUGCUUCCUCCAGCUCACCAAACAUUUAUAGGCACAGUGAUGCCAGGAUAUUUGAAUGUCUGGAUGAGUUUCCAUCACUGGAGCCAAGUAAGCAAAACAGUACAGUGCAUCUGAAUCCCAACUCCAGAAUGGAGAAGAGAGAAAAAUCUUUAGAUGAAACAGAAAGAGUUGGCAAAAAUGCAACAAGGCUUGUAAGAGAAGCAUGUCCACAUGACGUGAAGUCUAAACCAUUGCCUUUUCUCCAUGUACAAAGUAAGGAUGGCCACACCACUCUCCAGUGGCCCACGGAACUUCUGCUCUUUACAAAAACGGAGCCCUGUAUCUCUUAUGGAUGCAACCCAUUAUAUUUUGAUUUUAAGCUUUCUCGGAACACAAAGAGUGACCAUGAUUCAGAGGACUUAAAAAGAGAAUUGAUUAAGGAGCCCUCAGAAAUGAAGACUACAAUAGAGAGCCAAGUCUCAGGUUUAAUCAAAGACCAACAGAAAUUGAUCCAAGAAAAUGAUCAAUCUCUGAAACCAAAGAUGAUGAUAGCUAAUCCAGAUUGGGAAAGUUUCCGGAGAAAAUGUAAUUCGGGCUACAGUGAUUCUGAGUCAAAUAUGAGUAAAGAUAAUUUUAGUGCAAGUGAUUUGGAAAUGAAAAAUCCUGAAGUGCCUGCUUUCCUUGAUAUCUCUCUAAAGAAAUGUGUAGAAAACAAUGAUAAUAGUGAUAAUGGACUUAAGGAACCUUCAAGGACCCAUUGGCAAAGCUGCCAAAGGGUAGUUCUAAAUGAUGUAAAUGAGGGCCUAUCUUUUUCUCCUUACAUCUCUAGGACUAAAGAACCAAAACUGAUCCCUUGCGAUCCUCAUUCAGAUUUUGAAGAUGCAAAUCAAUUUACCUGGAAUUCUAGUCCUUACCCAGUGAGGGGUCAUAGUGAUCAUGGGAAGGACUUUAGUGUAAUUGUGAAUAGGAACCACAUCAGCAUGACCAGCAGGGUUUCUAGAUGUAGAAACCAAACUUAUAAGAGAAAUUCUCCAAAGUUGUCUCUGAAUCGAACUUCUAGCCCUUCAGACACAUACCCUGGCAGCACAGCCAGCUUGAGAGCUACUUGUUCAGUUCAUAAGUCCAGCGACAAGGGCAGAGGCAAUUUGCUGUACUUUUGUAAAAGAGAACACAACCCAGUUGAAAGGCACAAAGGGAGACACCAAAACCCGAACUGCCUCUGCGUGUCUGAGGAGUUAGCAAAGAGCACCUGCCUGCCAUCUGAAAUACAGAGAGACCGCAACUACAGAUUGUGGGAAUCAUUUAAGAAUGAAAAAUCCUCAAAACAUAGAUACAUUCGGUGCAGAGAAAGAUAUAAACUGGGCAAAAAUCAACAGCAGUUUUCAGGGCCCAAAUCCAGGAGAAUCGCCCAUUGUGAUUCUAGCUCACAGGUUUCCUGUUCCGGAAAUAGUGAAGAAGCACCAAACUGCCAGGGACCUCAGCACAGCAGAUUGGGCUCUUACUCAAGAGAGAGAAUUUAUUGCUUAAGUAAAAGCGAGAGAAGUCAAGAGUCGUUGGACAGCCCUCGUAUUUGUGACCUAGGAAAAGUAAAAUCUGUGCAGUAUAACUCUGGGAAUAUCAGCUGCCUUCUAAGAAAUUGUUCUACCAGCCCUUUAGAAAGCACAGAGUUGGCCAUUACAGGAGAGAGGACACCCCUGACAGCCAAAAGCCUUUUAGAAAUAGCGCAAGCCAAGAGGUGUCAGGAACAAUCAACUAAUUUUGAGGUCUCUUCAAAGAAUUGUGAAAAUGAAUCAGAGGCUCAUUCACAAAUUCAAUGCACAAUUCAAUUCACGCCACUGGGCUGUAACAGACCCGCACUGCCUUUGUCUGAAAAAACACAGAACACAAGUAAACAGAGAAUUGAUAAAGGCAGUACAAUUCAAAGAACUAUUGAGAAAGACAAAGUCAAAAGUUCACAGACAAACAAUUUUCAUGUUUUAGUAGAUCCUGAUUGCGAUAACCAUCUUUCUAAAGGUAUAAUUCAUGUAGUAGCAGAUUCACAGUCACCAAACAUGAAAAAGAACCCAACAACAAAAGAACCAGUAAAACCUUUAAUUAGCGAAGUCCAACAUUGUAUUCAAAGCCGUGACCCACUACCAAAUGAUUUCCCUGGUGCUUUUCCAUCUAAUAGAUAUACUGGUGUUACUGAUUCCACAGAGACCAAAGAGGACCAAAUAAAUCCUGACUUACAGGAUGUAAGCAUGCAUAUGAAUCACGUAGAGGGGAAUAUAAACUCUUACUCUGACAGAACUUUGCAGAAGCAUGACAAAGUAGAAGAUGAAUUAGAAGUGUGCCAUAAAUCUAGCUCUCCCCCCUUAAUUCAGCAGCCAAUAACAUUUUCUCCUGAUGAAAUAGAUAAAUAUAAGCUCUUACAGCUACAAGCCCAGCAGCACGUGCAGAAACAGCUCCUCUCAAAGCAUCUUCGAGUUGUGCCUGCCUCGGGGCCCACUGCCUUCUCUCCGGCCUCGGCGGUCCAGACGGUACCAGUUCACCAGCGCACCUCCAUCACCACCAUCCACCACACCUUCCUGCAGCAUUUUGCUGUUUCUGCCUCCAUAAAUUCCCAUGGUGGUCCCCUCCCUAUAGCUCACCUACAUCCUCUUUCCCAGCCACAUUUUACGCCGUUCACGUUGUCACCUCUGACUCCGACCAUCAUCCCCGCACACCCCACUUUCUUAGCUGGUCACCCGCUGCAUUUGGUCACUGCUGCCCCCUUCCACCCACCGCACAUCGCGCUGCAGCCCCUGCCCUCGGCCGCAUUGAUCCCUGCAUUGUUUGGCCCUCACUUAAACCCAGCCACGGCUUCUAUCAUCCACUUGAAUCCUUUAAUCCAACCAGUGUUUCAAGGUCAAGAUCUUUGCCACCAUUCUUGCUCCAGUCAGAUGCAGCAGUUAAACGGAGUGAAAGAGGCCUUAAAUGUACCAACGCACUUGAACUGAUAGGUGUCGAAGCCCCUCUUGUGGAUAAAUAAAACAAAUUGUCACUACCUACAAAAUGA
Herpailurus yagouaroundi (jaguarundi) is the source of this 4254-nucleotide messenger RNA. It is a transcript of the gene ZNF804B, whose product is annotated as zinc finger protein 804B. Gene Ontology annotation, cellular component: nucleus. The transcript is spliced from 4 exons. Lineage: Eukaryota; Metazoa; Chordata; Mammalia; Carnivora; Felidae. The record is from RefSeq and is a predicted model, not a curated record. Bases 146 to 4195 code for a protein of 1349 amino acids.